GGCUAUUGGCUAUAACAGUGAUAGGACAAUUUCAAUUGUCUACGAAGAUUCAUCUCUAAACUUAUUGUACCAAUCUCCUACAAAUGAACCACAAGUGUUGACAAUUGUCAAAAAACAAAAAUGAAAAACCGAUCCAGAGCAUAAGGGUGGAGGUGAAAGGUUAUGAUGGUCACUGGUCACGUUAGCUUGACGUUAAUCUGUCAUUGUCGUUGCGUCGCUGUCAAUCUCAAGCCGCGUUUUCUCCAAGUCCAUAUUAUCAUAAUUAAAAACUAGGAUCGGAGGCACUGAAUAAUCGACUUUGACGUGUGAUUGAAGAGUAAAAUGAAAAAAAUAAAUAUAAAAUGGUGUCAGGCUUGACGAGAGACAUAAAGACAGCGAACGUGAAAAAAAAACACCACGAUGGAGGAUCGAAAUUCAUCCACUCUCAUGUGUUAUUACAUUGCCAAAAAAAAUACUGUUUUGAGUCGAAUCUCUGGGACGUGCGAUGUCAAUGUCACCGAGUUACCCCUUGGUAUGUUGGUUGAGGUUAGGGAAGAACAGUCAGACGGGGGUCUUCGAAUACGCGUCAAUAGCCCGAACAAUGAUGAAAAAAUAUGGCAUAAAACCGAAUGGCGUUGUCACAAAAUCGAUCUCAUCAAAGUACCGCCCUUAGUUUGGGAAUUUCUUGCUGCUGUACCAGUGCUCCAGAAAAGAGUCAAAAUUGCGAGUAACGAAAGAUUUUGUCAAGAAGCCGCCAGGUUCAAAGAAGACAUCAAUGUUUGGUAUCAAUCACCUCGUAAUGCCGAAAGAACAUUGGCAGUUAUAAGAUACAUCAGACCUGUUCCCGAGCUGGGACCUGGAUUUUACUUUGGUCUUGAAUUGCUGGAGGAUCGUGAAUCUGUACCAGCGACUACUUCAACUAGACAAUUCCCUGCAGGCCCGAUAAGCAAUUUGACUUUGGCAACAUUGAGUGAUGUAUAUCCUUUUGAACUUGGACUCUCCGAAGAAGCAAAAUCGAGUGAAGUUGGAAAAUCUUUGAGCAUGGAAAACGUGGGCAACGAAUAUUAUUUUGAAGCACCGUCGAAAAGUUCGUCCAAUAAUCAUAUUACAAACGGCAAAAGGAUUCCAUCAGAUUUUAGUGCUGCUUUUGACGAACGGUUGAACAUCUUUGACGACAGGAACAACAAUAAUACAAACAGAGACACAUCGCCACAUUUGAGUAACGCUUUGGUUCCAAAAGUUGCACAUAAAUCUGCAAAGUCGAAAAUACUCGUCAACGAUGCGAGUUCUCUGCUCUCGAGGAAUCACGACUGCUUCGAUUUUCCCGACAGUUUGCCCAAGAAAUAUGGAAACAAUGGAAUUCCAAAGAGCGAAGAUACCGGAGAUGUGAAAGUGGAUUCUACAGUCGAAGUUUCUCUAGGUGCUGAAACUCGCUACGGUGUCGUACGAUGGAUUGGCACACCUCCAGGUGUUACUCCUGGUAAAACAAUCGCAGCUAUUGAAUUGGGAGAUGGACAACAUACCCUUGGCACAGACGGAACUUACAACGGUAUUAGAUAUUUUCACUGCAGACCUUAUCGAGCCAUUUUCACGGAGGUGGAACACUGUCAACCAUUCGAUAUGACACUCGCUGACGACCAUAUGUACAAGCUAAAUGGGAGUGACUUCGGAUCGAGCGAGAAUCCUGUAGUCACAGGGAUUGUAAGACCAAUUUGCGUCGAGGCAGAUCUCGAAAGUAUAUGUGGAAAAUAUCGAGGUAUACAAGGGCAUCAUAAUUCGUGUUACUUGGACGCAACUCUAUUCAGUAUGUUCGCUUUCACAAGCGUUUUCGACAAUUUACUCUUCAGGCCGCCGAAUGAAAAGGAUUGCCCACAGUACGAAGAAGUGCAAAGAGUUUUGCGCGAGGAAAUAGUGAACCCUUUGAGGAAGAACAUGCUUGUUAAAGCCGACAGAGUUAUGAAACUAAGAAUGCUGCUCGAAAAACUUUCCUCGGUGUCCGGCCUUACUAGUGAAGAAAAAGAUCCCGAGGAAUUCCUAACGUCUCUGGUCGCACAGAUAUUAAACGCUGAACCAUUCCUGAAAUUGAGUUCCGGCCAGGAUGCCUACCAUUAUCAGCUUUUCGUUGAGAAAGACGAUCAUCUCAGCUUUCCAACGGUUCAGCAAUUACUCGAGCAGAGUUUCCUUACGAGUAACAUCAGACUGAAAGAGGUUCCAUCCUGUCUAAUUAUCCAAAUGCCACGUUUCGGAAAAUCCUUUAAAAUGUAUCAGAAAAUUCAACCAACACUGCUUCUAGACGUGACGGAUAUCAUCGAAGACUCUCCUCGGCAGUGUACUGUUUGCGGAAAAUUGGCGGAAUUCGAAUGCAAAGAAUGCUAUGGACAGUGCGGUGUCGGCCUUGAAAGCAUAGCAUUUUGUAUGCACUGUCUUGAAAAGGUCCAUCGUCACGAACGACGAACGAAUCACGAACCAAAGAAGCUCGAAAUACCGACUGAAUUCAUCAUUUUGCAAGAGCACUGUCCAGUGCCACGACUAUUUUUGGAGCUGUCCGCCGUUGUUUGCAUCGAAACUUCACACUACGUGUCUUUCGUUAAAUGUGGCUCGGGAUCUGAAGCUCCAUGGUGCUUUUUUGAUUCCAUGGCUGACAGAGAAGGUGAGCAGAACGGUUACAACAUCCCCGAGAUGGUCCCAUGUCCUGAUUUUCCAUAUUGGUUGAGCGAAGAAGGCGCUAAUUCCUUGAGCGAGUUAACCGAUGAUCGUCAACUACCGGAACACGCGAAGAGACUUUUGUGCGAUGCUUACAUGUGCAUGUAUCAAUCGUCGGAUAUAAUGAUGUACAAAUAAACCGAAAUCGUCGAAAUUGAGACCGAGUUAUGAAUUCAGCGUUUUUCACCUCAUAACGUGUGUCAAAUACCAAGUUUAUUAUUCCAAUAUUUUGACUGCAGUGUUUAGUAAAAAUUCAGUUGCAAAUUAGAAUUAUCAUUUGAAAAAAACAUUGAGAAAAUAAUGGUCUGAGAAGUGGCAGCAAGACUCACGAAUGAUCGAUUAGAAAGAAAAUCUUCUGACGAACGUAUAAACUUUCGUUUCCCUCAGCUCAUCCUGUGCGUGAUAUGUGACAUGUGAUAACGCUAUGUGGCUAACAUUACAGGAAUCGAAGCUAAAGUUGCCCCAGUAACUUGUUUACUUCCAGGAUUUUUUACUCGAUGAUCCUAGGACACAGUUUUUGCGUGUCGGUAUCAAUGAAAGGUUUCUCUUGGAAAACAUAUCUUUGAAUGACGAAAACUGAUUUGGAAAUAUACAAUAUGUUAUAAGUU
This is a messenger RNA of Venturia canescens, 3290 nucleotides long. RefSeq names its product ubiquitin carboxyl-terminal hydrolase CYLD (gene CYLD). Gene Ontology annotation, biological process: protein K63-linked deubiquitination. Gene Ontology annotation, molecular function: cysteine-type deubiquitinase activity; K63-linked deubiquitinase activity. The transcript is spliced from 12 exons. Bases 400 to 2820 code for a protein of 806 amino acids. The record is from RefSeq and is a predicted model, not a curated record. Lineage: Eukaryota; Metazoa; Arthropoda; Insecta; Hymenoptera; Ichneumonidae. Gene Ontology annotation, cellular component: cytosol.